Vespa crabro (European hornet) is the source of this 830-nucleotide messenger RNA. It is a transcript of the gene mRpL43, whose product is annotated as 39S ribosomal protein L43, mitochondrial. Bases 167 to 754 code for a protein of 195 amino acids. The transcript is spliced from 4 exons. Gene Ontology annotation, molecular function: structural constituent of ribosome. NCBI's taxonomy places the organism in Eukaryota, Metazoa, Arthropoda, Insecta, Hymenoptera, Vespidae. Gene Ontology annotation, cellular component: mitochondrial large ribosomal subunit. The record is from RefSeq and is a predicted model, not a curated record. Gene Ontology annotation, biological process: mitochondrial translation.
UAAUCAGUUGAACAAAGUCGAAAACUUCAAUACCGAUCAGGGAUCAACAGUUUCUUUUACUAUCUUUGCGCUGCCUACUAUACGCAGUUCGAUUUACUAUACGGUGUGGAAUCAGCCAAGUUUCUUGUUUUUUUAUAUAGGAUCGAAUUAUUUGAAUUAAAUCAGAAUGUCAAACAAAGUAUUAUUUCUUAAAUCUGGAUUCCCACGAGCUCCUUUAGGACUUGGAAUUGGGCGUUAUGUAUGUCAAUUACAAAGAGUGACAUUAAAGUUCUGUAAAAAUCAUGGUACAAGUAAAGGAAUGAGAGAUUUUUUGGAACACGAUUUAGUAGACUAUGCAAGCAAAAAUUCUGGCAUUGUUGUCUAUGUGAAACCAAGACGACACAGAACACCAGUAAUAACUGCAGAAUAUUUAAAUGGAGAAAAACAAUGGAUGAAUGUUAGCAACUAUAGUAGAGAAGACAUUGUAAAGUGGAUGGAAUUGUUACGCACUCAAUUUCAUGAUGGUACAAAACUGCGUUUAAGAAAAUUAUGGCACACAGAAUUUCCUUCAAUUCAAGGACCAUGGACACCUUUUACAUUUAAAGAUCCAAGCCAUAAUUUAGUACAGUUUCCUAAUAAGGAAAUUGGCUCAGCUAUUAAAACCGAACCAACUGCUACUGAACAAUUAAUUGAAUUAUAUAAAGCUCAGAAAAGAUGUGAACAACAAGAACAAGAAACUGAAAACCAAAGAAACACUUCAGAGGGAUCUGCUUAAUGUGAAACAUAAAAUUAAAUAAUGUAGGAUAACAAUGUUGGAUGUGAUGAAAAUUUAAAUACAUGUAUAUAAAUUA